CUGUCAGACAUGAGGCGGCUGAAGGCUAGUGACCUUGUGCCGCCUCUAAGCACUUCUGCUCCGCAGCCCUGACACCCGCACAGCGCCCCGGCAUGGAGCUGAAGGAGGCCGUGACGGGGAGAAAGAGGCUCCUGCCCUGGGUGCUGCCCACAUGCAUCCUCUGCACUAACGGCUUCUUCGCCAACCUGAGACCCUCGGAGCCCUUUGUCACCCCCUACCUGCUGGGGCCGGACAAGAACCUGACAGAGAGGCAGGUGUUUAAUGAAAUUUAUCCGGUUUGGACGUAUUCUUACCUGAUCUUGCUCUUCCCAGUCUUCAUUGCUACAGACUAUCUGCGAUACAAGCCUGUGAUCAUCCUGCAGGGGCUCAGUCUUAUCAUCACCUGGUUCAUGCUCCUUUACGCUCAGGGGACUCUUGCCUUACAAUUUCUGGAAUUUUUCUACGGCAUGUCCACAGCCACAGAAAUUGCCUAUUAUUCAUAUAUUUACAGCAUGGUAGAACCCGAAGUCUACCAGAAAGUGACCAGCUACUGCCGCACUGCCACAUUAACCGGCUUCACCGUAGGGUCUGUUACUGGCCAGGUUCUGGUGUCUGCGGCCAACUGCUCUCUAUUCACUCUGAAUGUCAUCUCCUUGAUCAGUGUCUCAAUUGCAUUUUCUACCUCUUGGUUUUUGCCAAUGCCAAUGAAAAGCCUUUUUUUCCACCAAAACUUAAUUAAUGCCAAGAAAAGCCUGAGUCUUCAGUCUGGAAAUGGGGGAAGUCAACUAAAUGGUGACUUGGAGUGCUCUGCUGAGGAGGUUGAAGUUCGGGUACCCUUGAACGCUGAUGCACACAAUACUGGGGACCAGUUCCCAGAGAAAAAGAGCGUUACAUUACAGAAAGUGGUCAGAACUUUGUGGAAGGACUUCUUGGUCUGCUACUCAUCCAGAACCCUCCUCUGCUGGUCAGUCUGGUGGGCUUUGUCUGCAUGCGGGUAUUUCCAAGUGCUGAACUAUGCUCAGGGAUUAUGGGAAAAAGUUGCUCCGUCUUCCCAUUCAGAUAUUUACAAUGGCAGUGUUGAAGCUGUGUCUACACUCCUAGGUGCAGUUGCCGUCUUCAUUUUUGGCUAUGUUAAGAUUUCCUGGUCCACGUGGGGCGAGCUGCUGCUGGCUGGUUUCGCUCUGAUUAUUGCGGUGACUGUAUAUAUCAUGGAUGUAAUUCGAAACAUUUGGGUUUGCUAUGUCAUGUACAUCAUCUUUCGAAGUAUCUACAUGAUUCUCAUUACCAUUGCGACAUUUCAGAUUGCUGCAAAUCUAAACAUGGAGUGCUAUGCCCUUGUUUUCGGAGUUAACACUUUCAUUGCCCUGCUAUUACAAACUCUGAUGACUGUGAUUGUUGUGGAUUCCAGCGUUCUUGGCUUAGAUAUAUUUACACAAUUUAAAAUUUAUGCUGGGUAUUUUGCAGUCAUUGCAAUGAUAAUUUUUGUGAGUGGAUUGUACCACUGUGUGAAUAACUGUCAACGACCGAAGCAGGAUAAACUGGACUCUUCAGGGACAUGAAAGAUGCUUCUAAAGAAUAGUAUCUGGAAAAUAAUGAAGUAUAUCUCAGGAUGCAGCGCUGUGUCCAGUACUUGAAGCAUACAGCACCUGAUACUGACAAAUCCUGCUAUAUUUAUGAAUUUUAAUGUAAAUUGCGUUCAUGUUGAUAAUUGGUUAUACGAACGUAAUUGAGAGGGUUUAUAGUGGAUGUUAAUUUUAUGUAUAGACAUCCACAGUAAGCGCAAGUAUAGAUUAUUUUUCAUAUUUGCUCUUUAAAGGCCAUGUACAUCUUCUUCGUGGGCAAUUUUAUUAUAAUUGGAUUUUAUUCAUUUUGGGCUAAAAAUCUUUUUUCAAUUAGUCUUUAUUAAAAAUAUUGAGCCGUUCUGUCACAAAGGUUUAACAGUUUGUCUAGCUGCGUGAAUCAUACGUUUUACUUUCACUUUGUGCCAUUCAUCUAAUAAAAUAACUAUUAGAUCGGUGGGAGUCCUAUCACUGGGACCUCCACCAAUCACGAGAUUGGGGACCCCGUGGAGCACCCAAAAUGAACUAAAAGGUUGAUCGGGCAUGUAUGCAGUGGCUCCAUUCAUUUCUAUGUUAGUUCCGGACAUAGCUGGUUCGUUAUCAGUGGGGGCCCCAAGGGUAGUACUCCCGCUGAUCUGAUAGUUAUUCAUUAUCCUGUGGAUAUGACCAGAAUACUUUAAGUGAAUGGGUGCUGAGCUGCAGUAACCAAACAUGGCCACUACAGUUUGAACAGUGCUGUGCUUCCGGCUCCUUAACGGUAGUUCCGGCAGCUGCAUGGAACAGUUGGCUGGUGGGAGUGCUGGGUGCCAGACCCCUACCAAGCUAAUAUUGAUGAACAUAUCCUUAGGAUUGGAUAAUGUAUUACAAUUAAAUCAUUUAGAUAACUUCUCCUAUGCAAAACACCAAG
Messenger RNA from Bufo bufo (common toad), 2445 nucleotides. It is a transcript of the gene SLC19A2, whose product is annotated as solute carrier family 19 member 2. The coding region runs from base 93 to 1538 and encodes 481 amino acids. The record is from RefSeq and is a predicted model, not a curated record. Gene Ontology annotation, molecular function: vitamin transmembrane transporter activity. The transcript is spliced from 6 exons. Gene Ontology annotation, cellular component: plasma membrane. Gene Ontology annotation, biological process: vitamin transport; transmembrane transport. Lineage: Eukaryota; Metazoa; Chordata; Amphibia; Anura; Bufonidae.